Messenger RNA from Magnolia sinica, 1344 nucleotides. Its product is annotated as 25.3 kDa vesicle transport protein SEC22-1. Gene Ontology annotation, cellular component: ER to Golgi transport vesicle membrane; endoplasmic reticulum-Golgi intermediate compartment; endoplasmic reticulum membrane. Gene Ontology annotation, biological process: retrograde vesicle-mediated transport, Golgi to endoplasmic reticulum; vesicle fusion with Golgi apparatus; endoplasmic reticulum to Golgi vesicle-mediated transport. The record is from RefSeq and is a predicted model, not a curated record. Gene Ontology annotation, molecular function: SNAP receptor activity. The coding region runs from base 390 to 1046 and encodes 218 amino acids. Lineage: Eukaryota; Viridiplantae; Streptophyta; Magnoliopsida; Magnoliales; Magnoliaceae. The transcript is spliced from 7 exons.
UAAAACCUCCAUUCCAUUGUCUUCUUCCUCGCCACAUCCAGACCGGCCCCUGUCGUCCUUCUUCCUCCGGCUCAACCCUACCUACGUUGAAAUCGUGGACCCGGCGAUUACGACAAUGAACGGUCGAGAUGCUCGUGGUUGAGAAUGCAUAGAAAAAGAGACGUAAUUCACCUGCAAAUCAGGAACCCAGACCAGGACAGGGACCUGGACCCCGACCAUGACCAACCAGGAUUUGAGCUGACAAUGUUGCAUUGGCAUGGCUCAAAAGGUGCAAAAGUUGAUGCUGGUGAACCUCCCUGGUUGGAUGUCAUUUUGUGCAAAAGACUCCAGAGGUGAUUGACAAUUAUAUUCUAUCAACACUUCUGUAAUUGGACGGCUGCGGAGGGAAGAUGGUGAAGCUGACAAUGAUAGCUCGGGUUACUGAUGGGCUUCCAUUAGCUGAAGGACUGGAUGACGGUUGUGAUCAGAAAGAUGCUGAAUUCUACAAGCAACAGGCCAAGUCUUUGUUCAAGAAUCUCUCGAAGGGUCACAAUGAGGCAUCGAGAAUGUCCAUUGAAACUGGUCCUUAUGUUUUCCAUUACAUUAUUGAAGGCCGUGUAUGCUAUUUAACCAUGUGUGAUCGUUCUUAUCCGAAGAAACUUGCAUUUCAAUACCUAGAAGACCUCAAAAACGAAUUUGAGAAAGUCAAUGGGAGUCAAAUAGAAACUGCUGCGAGGCCUUAUGCUUUUAUCAAAUUUGAUACAUUCAUACAGAAGACCAAGAAAUUAUACUUGGACACCCGUACUCAGCGGAACCUUGCAAAGUUAAAUGAUGAACUUUAUGAAGUCCACCAAAUCAUGACUCGCAAUAUACAAGAAGUUCUUGGCGUUGGUGAAAAAUUGGACCAGGUCAGUGAACUGUCAAGCCGAUUGACAUCUGAAUCUCGCAUCUAUGCUGAUAAGGCAAAAGAUCUAAAUCGACAGGCCUUGAUUCGGAAGUGGGCACCCGUGGCCAUUGUGCUAGGUGUUGUAUUUCUUCUCUUUUGGGUUAGAAAGAAGAUAUGGUGAUUUCUACUUGUGACAAUUUCAUACUCUCCACAUGAUCUGGACUGGUCUCUGUCAUUCACAAAAGGAUUGACGGCAUGCUCUCUGGACACUGCAAAACAAGCUGCUUCCACGUCUAUUAAUCACUUGAAUGAUGUAAACGGGCAACGUAAAUUUUCGAAUGUCAAAUGUUUGGUACAAGUCAAUUCCAUGGAUAUAUGAGGUGAUGCUACAUUUCACGAUGAGUGAAAUGAACUUCAGUGCUCAGUAGAUUUGGGCCAAUUCUUUCGAAAUUGAGUUAAAGAAACAGAAUUUUAAUCUU